Cryptomeria japonica (Japanese cedar) is the source of this 762-nucleotide messenger RNA. RefSeq lists its product as uncharacterized. The transcript has 2 exons. The coding region runs from base 1 to 762 and encodes 253 amino acids. The record is from RefSeq and is a predicted model, not a curated record. NCBI's taxonomy places the organism in Eukaryota, Viridiplantae, Streptophyta, Pinopsida, Cupressales, Cupressaceae.
AUGUGGAAUUACAAGUCGUUUGUUAUGGUGGUUACGACCGCCCUUGUGUUUUCAUGUGUUGUGGAAGCUAGGAUUAGACGAAGUGAUCUGGGCGUGGACCUCGGCGGAGGCAAAGGUUUGGGUGUAAGUGUGGGAUUGGGUGUGGGUGUAGGUGUGGGCCUUGGUGGAAGUGGAAGCGGCUCUGGGUCUGGGUCUGGUUCCGCUUUGGGCUCGGGUUCUGGCUCUGGGGCUGGCUCCGGAGCUGGUUAUGGGGCUGGUUCAGGGGCCAGUUCUGGUGCCGGCUCAUAUGCAGGUUCAGGAGCAGGCAGCCAUGGCGGUGGUCAGGGUGGUGGCUACGGUGCAGGUUCUGGUAGUGGGCAUAGAGAAGGUGGUGGAAGUGGGUAUGGUUCAGGGUCUGGCUCUGGCAGUGGCUAUGGAAGUGGUUCCGCAAGUGGGUAUGGUGCAGGUUCUGGUAGUGGUAGUGGGCAUGGUGAAGGUGAUGGGAGUGGGUAUGGUUCAGGGUCUGGGUCUGGCAGUGGCUAUGGAAGUGGUUCGGGGAUUGGCUAUGGUGCAGGUUCUGGUAGUGGGUAUGGAGAAGGCAGGGGCAGUGGUAGUGGCUAUGGAAGUGGUUCGGGAAGUGGCUCAGGUUACGGGGCUGGGUCUGGUUCUGGUGUCGGCCAUGGUGGAGGAGGUUUGUGUUUGGAAGAUGUAAUUGUACAAUCAGAUUAUUAUUACAAUAUACUAGCAGCCGUAUGGGUUUUCUGUGCAGCGAGUAGCGGAUAG